AUGUGCGGUGGCGCGCUUCUCAGCUCCGGAUUAUGCCGGUUCUCGGAGCUGACGCCGGGACAAUUCGGAUUGACGAAACAAUUGGUGCUCCGUUUGGCUCUUCCUCAUGUCACACUUCUUCUCGUUUCCAUAUUAUAUGCAGCAUUUGGCGGCUGGAUGCUGACGCUUAUCAAAUACAGUCAGCAAACGACACAUCAAUCGAUUCUAUUCGAUCAGACCCGACAAAAUUUUGCCAGAAAACUUUGCCAAAUUCCACGAGAGGAUUACGAGAAGGCGGUUUUUGAUUAUAUUGAAAAAGCUUAUGAAUAUUACAACCUUGAGGAUGGAUUCAGGUGGAAUGAGAAGAUUCAAUCAAAUCCGUUGUCAAACUUCACGUCGAACUUGUUUUUUGCCGCCACAACCCUCACCUCAAUAGGAUAUGGAAUUGAUGCACCCGAAUCGCUUCUAGGCCGCAUAUUUUGCCUAAUUUAUUUAUUUUUCGGAAUUCCGCUUUAUCUGAUAACAAUUGCCGAUUUGGCGAAAUUCUGCACGGAACUCAUGAAUCGCGUUUAUACGGAGAUCAUCAAGCACAAAUAUCGUGUGAAGAGGAAGUAUAAACGAUGGAAAUCGGGCCGAAUUCGAAGAGAUUCGAUGAAAGUCGGCCAAGUGAUAAUCGCCGGCGGCGAGGACGAGGUCGCCGAAUUCCUGUGGACGCAUUUGGAGCACGCGCAAUUCGUCGAGGUCCCAUUCCUACUAGUUAUUGGUGUGCUUCUUCUAUACAUUGGUCUCAGCUCGUGGCUGAUAUCGUGGGUUGAAAACUGGAAUCUCACCGACGGCUUCUAUUUUGUGAUGAUGAGCGUGCUCACGAUCGGAUUUGGUGACAUGGUGCCGCGCAACGAAAUUUUCGCCGUCCCGAUUCUAUUCAUCAUUUUGGCCGGAUUGGUGCUGACGACGACGUGCGUCGACGUCGUCGGCGCCUAUUACAUCGAUCGCCUUCAUUUCUUCGGCCGACGCCUUGACGAUGACCCGUUGUCGUGGCUGAAAGAGGUGCAACAGCGGCGAACCGAGGCGAUGAAGAAGGAGGCGAUGCGGAAACUCUUCGAGACCGUCACCGCACUUCAUCAUAUUCGAUUGACAGCGUUCAAACAGCUCACCCAAAACUAUGACGAUCAUUUGAGAAAGCGGUUUGUAGCGCCGAAUUCGCCACGUCAUCUUGUCGCCUCGCACGCCACCGCCGACUCGGUGAUGCUUCGUUGGAGUGCGCCGAUCUACGUCGAUGAGGGCAAACGAUAUUGGUACACGAUUCAGUACAAACCGCGCACACCGCAACGUCGAAACAAUGUGGUUGUUGUGGAUUUUGUGAACAAAGACCGCUAUCUCGUCACCGGUCUGAAAUCGUUCACGCUAUACGAAUUCAGUGUGUUCACGACGACGCGCUACGGACAGAGUGUGCCGAUUCGAGUGCAAGAAUAUACGGAGCCAUGCACGGUACCGCAAUCGGUGCGAAUCGAUGCGAUCAGCGACGAAACGGCGACGGUCUCGUGGCGAGCACCGAAAGUCAACAAUGGAGCUGAGAGCUAUGUGAUUCAAUACGCGCAAGAGCCGGCGCCGCAAUUCGUCUACUGGAAUCGCUACAAAGUCGGCAAUUCGACGCGCUUCACGCUGACGAACCUGCAGCCCGACACGCGCUAUAUAAUGUGUGUGACGGCCGAACACAAUUAUGGUCUCGCGGCGAUGUCGAAAUCGAUGCGAUUCCGCACGAAACAAUGGUGGGGCGACGACGACAGCACGUAUUUGAGGAUACCGGGCACGAGUCAUCGAUUGUCGAUCGCGUCGGCGAUCAGUACGCUCAGCGCUCUUCGAUAG
Caenorhabditis bovis is the source of this 1845-nucleotide messenger RNA. NCBI's taxonomy places the organism in Eukaryota, Metazoa, Nematoda, Chromadorea, Rhabditida, Rhabditidae. The record is from the annotation of a GenBank genome assembly.